Messenger RNA from Pichia kudriavzevii, 1287 nucleotides. RefSeq lists its product as uncharacterized. The transcript has a single exon. The coding region runs from base 1 to 1287 and encodes 428 amino acids. NCBI's taxonomy places the organism in Eukaryota, Fungi, Ascomycota, Pichiomycetes, Pichiales, Pichiaceae. The record is from RefSeq and is a predicted model, not a curated record. Gene Ontology annotation, biological process: tRNA wobble uridine modification. Gene Ontology annotation, cellular component: cytoplasm; transcription elongation factor complex; elongator holoenzyme complex.
AUGUCUUUUAGAAGAAGAGGCGAUGUUAUUUCUGGCAGGGGACCAGUCCCCAGCAACCCCAUGCUCAACAGGGUUCCUGGUGCACGACCUGGUAGCGUAAUGCCAGCACGAGGGGUUGUUCCAAAUAGAAUUAUAAAAGCAGAUACAGGGGACCGUCGUAUUCCAGCCGCAACAGAGGUAGCCGCUGUACCUAGUGGCGACUUUUCUAAAAAUAAAGGUUUCAAGCAUCCUGGUGUUAAGCCUUCUUCUGUUUUAUCAAAUAUCAGUUGUAUAUCCACUGGAACUAAAGAUAUUGACACUAUUUUGGUUCAUGGUGGACUGCCAACCAACACUUCUUUAUUGAUAGAAGAAGAUGGGAGUACUGAUUUCAGCGGAGUUUUAAUCAAAAAAUUUGUCGCUGAAGGUAUUGUUCAAAACCGAAGAACAGGGAAGUUAAUCAAUCAUUGUAUAGUCAUUGGGAUGGAUAGUACUUUUGGUAAUGAAUUGCCUGAUGUCUAUGCAGGGAAUAGGAAAGAGAGAAAAAAGAAAUUAGUGAAGGAGCAGGAGGGAAAACUGAGUGUGAGCAAUAUCAAUGCAGGAAAUGAAUUAAAAAUUGCUUGGAGGUAUAGGAAGGACAUUGCGGAUGCAACCUCUAACAUGAACACAGCCAUCAGAGAGCUCGAUGAGUCGAAGUAUCCCGAAUACAAUCACCAGUUUGAUCUUACCACCAGUAUACGGCCAUCUCCUGAUUCGUCUGAAAUAACUUAUAUUCCACUAGACAAUUACAAGAAUGUCUUGGAUUCAGUGAAAAGAACCGUUGAAAGAGAGCUGAAAAAUGGGGAUAAAAUGAUUAGAAUAGCAGUGCCUUAUAUGCUAAAUCCCAUGAUUUAUGGUUGUGAUGAUUUGAUUGACUUUGAUAGUGUGGCGGCAUUCAUUUUUAAUUUAAGACGCAUAAUAAAUUCACAUGAAGGCCGUCUUUCUAUGGUUGCUAGUAUGAGCAGUGAGUUGUAUGAAGAUACUGUCUUAUUAAGCAAACUAGAAGAGCUAUUGUUUGAUGGUAUCAUCAGAUUAGUUCCUUUCCCACAUGAGUUGAAUGUUUUGAUGGAAAAGGUUUACAAAACACAAAGGGAAAAGAUCAAACAGGGUUACGUUGAUAUAUAUCGCGUUCCGAUUGUGAGUAGUAUGGGUUUGAUGGAGAAACGUUUGAAAGAAUACAGUUUCAAAAACAGCAAGACCAAUUUCCAUGUUGAGCAAUGGAGUAUUCCAGUUGAAGAGGAGGAAGUUGAUGAUAAAAGCACUGAUUUCUAA